GUUCUACAUCGGUCUUUAAAAUGUUAACUCUGAAAAUUUCUUUAAAUAAUAUAAAAUCUACACUUAUUACAUGCGUCUCUUUAUCAGUAAAAAAUGACUAUAGAUAUAAUUUUUUUCAAUCUCAAAUCCUUCCAAGGUUUCUGUCCACAACUCAAUCACUUUCUUCGCAAAUUGGACGUAAACCAAUAACUUAUCCAUCUGAAGUUACUAUUACACAUGAUCCAACUCCAAUUACUCAAACACAAAUCCAAGCAGAUCUUUUUUCUACAACAUUAACAAUAUCAGGGCCUUUAGGUACUCAUUCUAUGCCUAUUAAACCUUAUGUAAAACUUAAUUUUAACGAUUCGAAAAAAAAUGAUAAAAACACCAGUAAGGACAAAUCUUCAGACGAAAGUGUGUUCGUAGACGAUAGCGAUCAGGAUAAAAAACUUAGCGUAGAAGUUAGGGAUAAAACUAUAAAACAGCAAAGACAAAUGUGGGGAACAACAAGAGCAUUAAUUAAUAAUUGUGUUAUUGGUGUUAGUGAAGGUUAUAGAGUGUUAGUGAGAUUUUCUGGAGUAGGUUACAGGGCUAACAUGGAAGAUGAUAAGCUUGUUCUUAGAAUUGGAUAUGCUCAUCCUGUCAUAAUGGAUGUUCCUGAUGACAUUAAAUGUAUCACACCUAGUCCAACGAAGGUUAUAUUAAGUGGAACUGAUAAGCAAAGAGUAUUUCAAUUUGCUGCAAAUAUAAGAAAACACAAACCACCUGAGCCAUAUAAUCAGAAGGGUAUAUUUGUCGGAGAUGAAACAAUCAAGAAAAAAGUAAGCAAGAAGAAAUAAUCGCCAAAGCAGGAUGAAUUUUUUUCCCUCAAAAAGUAUGUGAUUUGCAAUACUUUUUAAUGUAAUUUAAUAAAUUUUUUUUUAAAGUACUCUUACAACGAUGGCUUUAACUUUACAAGUAUUAUUUAGUUAAUUUCCUUAAACAAUAUCUCACAGGCUUUAGACUGGAAGAUAGUUAAAAAAAGCUUCAAAUAAAAUUUAACUU
Molecule: messenger RNA, 1023 nt
Organism: Rhizophagus irregularis DAOM 181602=DAOM 197198
Lineage: Eukaryota; Fungi; Glomeromycota; Glomeromycetes; Glomerales; Glomeraceae
Product: mitochondrial 54S ribosomal uL6m domain-containing protein
Biological process (GO): translation
Cellular component (GO): ribosome; mitochondrial large ribosomal subunit
Molecular function (GO): structural constituent of ribosome; rRNA binding
Source: RefSeq, a predicted model, not a curated record